Lodderomyces jiufengensis is the source of this 537-nucleotide messenger RNA. It is a transcript of the gene PGA34, whose product is annotated as Pga34p. The transcript has a single exon. The record is from RefSeq and is a predicted model, not a curated record. Lineage: Eukaryota; Fungi; Ascomycota; Pichiomycetes; Serinales; Debaryomycetaceae. The coding region runs from base 1 to 537 and encodes 178 amino acids.
AUGCUAUUUUCAAAAUUCAUUUUAUCAGCUAUUUUAUCAGCUACUUUAAUUAAAUCUGAAGAUAUUGAUACCACUGUUACUACAACAGUCACAAUUACUAAAACUUUAUAUACACCAGAAGAAAGUGCAAGUUUAGAAGCUGAACGUUUAGCAUCAAUUGCAGCAGUUGAAGCUGCAUCGAUUGCAUCAGUUGAAGCUGCAUCAAUUUCAUCUGUUCAAGCAGUUCAAUCAUUAGUUGACGAAUAUUAUUCGUCAUUAGCUUUAGAAUCCAAAGUGUUAGCUGCUGCAAAAGCAACUGAAGCUCCAGAACAAAACAAAAAUGCAGGUUAUAAUAAUUCUACCAUUACUGCUGAAUCAGAAUAUGAAUCAUUAACAACUGAAGAAUUAGAAAUUGAUACUGAAGUUGAAGAAGAUGUUGUUUUUGAAACAAUAUCAGAACUUAUUACAGUUUCAGUUGAAACAAGUGAAGAUGGAGCUUAUGUACAUGGUGUUAGUGUUGCUGCUGGUUUAUUGGCUUUAGUUGCAGCUUUAUUAUAA